AUGAGAGUGCGGAGGGCGGAUCCUCGUUUCAACACGCCAUCCCUCCACGCCACACAGCGGUCCAAGAGGAGGGUGCUCACGCCGGGAGGAAUUGUGAGGGCAUCCAGCCUCUUUCCGAUCCUUAGUACCAUCCUGCUACUUCUGGGAGGCCUUUGUUUGGUCAUAGGAAGGAUUUACAGCACCAAGAACAAUAUCCUGUUAAGUGGCGGAAUACUGUUUGUGGCUGCAGGCCUGAGCAACAUUAUCGGCAUUAUCGUCUAUAUCUCCAGCAACGCCGGCGACCCCAGCGACAAGCGCGACGAGGACAAGAAGAACACCUACGCCUACGGCUGGUCCUUCUACUUCGGCGCCCUGUCCUUCAUCGUGGCCGAGUCGGUCGGCGUGCUCGCCGUCAACAUUUACAUCGAGAAGAACAAAGAGAAACGCUUCCGGGCGCGCCGCGAGUUCAUCAAGUCUACUUCCUCGUCUUCGCCCUACUCCCGUAUCCCCAGUUACCGUUACCGCCGGAGACGCUCCCGCUCAAGCUCACACUCCACCGACCCGUCCCGCGAACCUUCGCCGGUGGGGAUGAAAAUGGCGAUGUCUGGAGGCGCGGUCGGAGGGGGAGGGUUCGGGAUGGGCAUGGCGAUGGCAGACAUGGGCAUGUACUCCUUCGCUCGGGACCCCAUGAAGGGCGGGGGUGCAACAGCUGGGCCUUACAGCCCCGAGCAUGACUCCCGAUUCCUCCAAGUCCACAACUGCUUCCAGAAAGAUCUUAAGGAUGGCGUCAAUAGGAGGACAACGCCAGUAUGAGUGUUGGAGUGUAUCGUUGUGAUAGAAAAACUAUGGAACUGAAUACAAUAUCAGGAAAGGAGUAAUAGUUGAACAUAAUAUAGAAAGUCACAGGACAAUUGGAGUUUCUCUGUGACUGAUCCAUCUUGAAUGGUCAGAUGUCAUUUGAUGGAGCGCACUAUCCUCUUUGGCAAAUUAGUCUUCAUGAGGAUAAAUGGGUGGACUGGAACUCCGAUAUAUUGGCCUGCAACUUAAUAUGUUGACAAAAAGAAAACAUAGUUACAAAAAUAAGUAGCAAUAUUUUGUCAAAUGCUGAAGUACUUAUCCCCAAAAUGUUGCAUAUCCUUUUAUUAGAUGUUUUAAAUAGCUGAAAUAGUUUCCAAGUUAUUCAAAUUGUUGGUGUGAGUGAUUUUUGCAAAUACAAACUGGUGCUAACUGUGUAAUAUCCUUAGGCUUAUCCCAACUACCAUGCUACAACCUGGAACCUGCCCAGGCUGCUUGGUAGGCUACUUGUUGACUGCUGAUGUACCUGUAUAUUUGCUGUGUAGGAUUAUACGAACCACUGCCACAUUCUAAUGAGUGGCGCACAUAUCAUACGGCACAUUGAUGCUUGUAGAUAAGUAGAAUACAGGACAAUUAUGAUAGAAGAGUCAACAAUAGAAUAUUCAAUGUAAUGUAUGUUUACAUCGAUUACAUUCCGACGUAGACAGUGAUAGAUUGAUUUCUGUCAAACGUAUUUAGGUUACAGAUGUCUUAAGUGUUCUAUCAACAGGCUCAGGGACAAUGAAACUAGACAUUUAACACAUUCAUGUUGUGAAAGACUUUAAUAUUUGAUGUUGUUUUAUGAUCUUCUCUAAAGCCUGACAGACUGUUAAUUGUCUAUAUAUCGAGCAGAGAUCACUUUAUGUGUAAACGUUUUUUCAUUCAUAUUUGGGGCUUGAGUUUGGAAAGUUAUUACGUUUCCCUCCCGGACCAAAAUUCCAGUUUCCAUUCAAAGUUAACUUUUUUCGAUUCACGUGUGAUUAAACACAUAACAAUCCAUUGAAUUGGAUACAACCAUUCCCCCGCUCACUCAAAAUCAUCUGUGGCUUUCUGGCAUAGUUGAAGUAGGCAUACCGAUGUAAUUAAGCGUCCAUAGUCUGUUAUGAUCUGCUCUAAUGGCAUGAACAGAAUCCACAGGGUGUCAGAGAAACUAGAAUAAACACACUUCACGCAUGAAUCGUCAAUGAACAGAUUGGCAAAUGCUCAAAUAUCUCCCGACUCAACCGAAAGCUUCAGCAUAAUGCGCACUUAAUCUUGGUGUUGCUUUUACAGAUCAUUUGAUGGCAUGGUAUUAUUCAUAUUCCAUGUGAUUCCUUUUCUUAGCAACGAUCAAAAAAUGGAUUUCCAUUGGUGUUGUGUUUUUUUCACACGGUUGCACUUGUAUUGCCCUAUGAGUAGCCUGUUUACUAAACCGAAUGGUUGUCAGACCUCGACAAGUUUCACUCGGAAUGAGUGGAACAAUAUAUCUUAGUUACGCCAAAAUGGUCCACUGAACAGUACUCUGUUCAAGCCAUGUGGUUUGAGUAAUUCCCCCACAAAUCUCAUUUUACACUUAGCUGUCAGCCAUGCCAAAGCCAAUCCGUCCCUAACCCUUGCAGAUAUUUUCGGCCACGAGAAAGCUUAAUGGUCUUGUCUGCCUGUGAGUUUCGUUCCCCUGUGUUGGAGAGGAAUAACAGGAUAUGUGUUCCUCGUGGCCAUAGAGCUGGCCACUAGUUAGAUAAAAUGAUUAUGAAAAGGGAAUAGGUUCUGAUCAUGUUUAUUAACUUUAGUCAAUCAGCUUUGCAUGGUGGCCUUCCCGGUAAAAAAGAAAAAAAGUGUGUGUUGUGUUUGUUACUUUCAAGGUUGUACUCAAUGUUGAGGCUACUAACUUCCUCCCUUACAAGCUCUUCUACCUUUCCAACUUCCUUCCACACGCCCUUUCCACCACAUAGGGUCUCUUUGACCAUGUAUCUUGCUUUUUAAAAUGGCCGACAUUUCUGGCAGAAGUGGAAAUCCUCGGCUCUUUGUUCCUCAUCACCUCGCAGAGCCGGUUGCCAUCAGCCAGAGCGGGAUCACUCACCACAGUCCUGCCAUGACAGGCAAUCAGGGCCCAUCUCAAGUGAGACACAUGAGUGCCUACUGGUGUGUGGUGAUAACCCAAUCAAGAAGCCAUUGGAGUGGGACAGUGGGCAAAUCAUAGUGGAUAAGAAGGGGGCACCAACCACAAUGGACAUAAAUGGGACGGGGACCAAUCAAAGUGAAGAAAUUGGACAAGGUACCAAUCAUUGUAAAGAUAUUUUGGACUACAGGAAGAUGGAGGAAGCAGUCUACACUUUAUAACCCUACGACUAAAUCAGUAGGGUAUCAUAAUGUCAUAUGUUACACUAACACUGAGCCAUUCAACCAAAUGAGGCUAGAGUAUGUUCUAUUUCUACAAUGUGUUCUAGGGAAUUGUGAGCAUUAUCGUAUUGAACUGCUUUACCUCAAGUUCUAAUAAGCUCCUAUUCAAGGACUUUGGUUGCAGUGAGAUUUGAGGAGUGUGUCAUCUGAACUCAAAGCUGUUACUUAACUGCGAUAUCAGCCAAGACUUGAGUGUUUGAAAGCUCCUGCUAUGUGUCUUAUGACUAUGGAAAUGCACAGUGACAAUUAUAAACGACACGUCUACCCAUAUCCUUAUUCCAAAAAGAUUAAAGGUUCAUAAGAACACAAAACUAUGGAAAGAUGAUAACUGUUAAGGGUCUUGAAGAAUAGCAAAAAUAAAACUGUAUCAUACAGCCCAUGAACGUAUAGGCUCUUAGUUAAAUUACCCGAUUAUAAAUAGUGGAUGAUUAUCUACAUUUUGUGCUCCAGGUUGAGAACAUACUAAUAGUCUUCUACAAUGUUUUAUGUAGACCCAUUACAUGAGCUCGUGCUCUCUGUGUGUAGCUAACAACCCGUAAAUUGUCUGAUAAAAGCCUGUAAAAUAUAAUGUAUAUUUAACUCACAUAAAUAUUUAUAGAAAAACCUACACACUGAUUUUGUCUGCAAUGUGUUUAGUUUUUAUAUUUGGGGGUUUGUUGUGUCAUUUAUCUCAAAUAAACACCUUCA
This is a messenger RNA of Hypomesus transpacificus, 3879 nucleotides long. Its product is annotated as voltage-dependent calcium channel gamma-4 subunit-like. Lineage: Eukaryota; Metazoa; Chordata; Actinopteri; Osmeriformes; Osmeridae. Gene Ontology annotation, cellular component: postsynaptic density membrane; AMPA glutamate receptor complex. The transcript is spliced from 3 exons. Gene Ontology annotation, molecular function: channel regulator activity; voltage-gated calcium channel activity. Gene Ontology annotation, biological process: regulation of AMPA receptor activity; postsynaptic neurotransmitter receptor diffusion trapping; transmission of nerve impulse. Bases 1 to 792 code for a protein of 263 amino acids. The record is from RefSeq and is a predicted model, not a curated record.